Messenger RNA from Vitis vinifera (wine grape), 797 nucleotides. Its product is annotated as agamous-like MADS-box protein AGL29. The transcript has a single exon. Lineage: Eukaryota; Viridiplantae; Streptophyta; Magnoliopsida; Vitales; Vitaceae. The coding region runs from base 6 to 617 and encodes 203 amino acids. Gene Ontology annotation, biological process: positive regulation of transcription by RNA polymerase II. Gene Ontology annotation, molecular function: protein dimerization activity; RNA polymerase II cis-regulatory region sequence-specific DNA binding; DNA-binding transcription factor activity, RNA polymerase II-specific. The record is from RefSeq and is a predicted model, not a curated record.
CCUCAAUGGGAAGAAGCUUGGGUCAAAGAGAGAUGAAAAUAGAGCCCAUACAAGACUUGGAGCAGCGAAGAAUUGUCUUCUCCAAAUGUAAACGAGGGCUUUUCAAGAAAGCAGCUGAGCUUUCUAUACUAUGUGGUGCAGAUACUGCCAUAGUAGUCUUUUCUCCUCAAGGAAAUAUUGUUCACUCUUUCGGUAGUCCUUCUGUUGACUCCAUUAUAAAUCGGUUUCUUAGCCAAAACCCUCGAGUUAAUCCCCAGUACCUCCCGCAUGAAGCCUCUAGACAUGGGGCUACUAUGGUUGCGCUUCGUCGGGAACUCCACCGGGUGGAAAAUCAAUUGAAAGCUGAGAAGAAGCGAGAGGUCCUUGAUGUUGCCCAUAAAAAAUCAGAUGAUUAUAUCAAUGGACUCAGCAGGGAUGAGUUGCUGCAACUGAAAGGCAAGCUCGAGGCACUGAAGAGGGAUGUGGAGGCAAGAUCCAAGGAGUUGCAGAAGGAGGUUGCUGCUGCGUCUUCUUCUUCUUCUUCUUCUUCUUCUUCUUCUUCUUCUUCAAUGUCAGAUGCCAAUGGACCACCAGCUGAAGAAACUGAUGAUGAGACUGAUAUUUAUCAUUCCCCAUGACUUGAAGUAAUGAGUAGAGAAAUAAGUCAUUGGCUUGAAUAGAAAAUUUUAUCAAACUAUACUGAAGUUUCUGAAUUCUUGUUGAAGUUUUCAGCAGAGAAUUAAGUCGUUAAACUUGUGUUUUAAGUUAACUUUCGAAUCUUGUUCUUGAAAUAAUAUCGGUGUUAUGGUUUCUGAAAA